AUGUCCUUCCGCUAUACUUCGCGGAUAUUACGCUCACAGAGGCUUUGGCCGCGGAAUGCUGCAAACACGCCAUGGCAGACGUGUCGUGGUGUUGCCUCGACGCCUACGGCUGAGAGAGUUCUCUUCCCUGGGGCCCUGAACAGCGAGUUUACGAAUACUAUGGAGUUCAUGCAACCCGCUCAAGCCCAGGCGAUAUCGACGUACCGCGUUAUGAACCAGUAUGGAGAAAUCAUAGACAAAGAGAUUGGCGUAGAGACCACAGACGAGGAGGCUCUUGUGAUUUACAAGAACAUGGUCAAGCUGAGCAUAAUGGAUCUCCUCAUGUUCGAAGCACAACGGCAAGGAAGACUGUCAUUCUACAUGGUCUCCGCAGGCGAAGAAGGCAUAUCCAUCGGCUCCGCGAGCGCCCUCUCUCCCGCCGACGUCAUCUUCUGCCAAUACCGUGAAUCGGGCGUCUACCUCCAGCGCGGAUUCACUCUCUCCUCGUUCAUGAACCAACUCUUCGCGAAUGCAAAGGAUAAUGGCCUCGGACGAAACAUGCCCGUUCACUACGGAAGCAAAGAGCUCAACAUCCACACCAUCAGCUCAACACUGGCGACGCAAAUACCCCAUGCAGCAGGCGCCGCGUACGCGCUCAAGAUGCAAAACAUCCAGAACCCAGAAACCGCACCACGAGUAGCAGUAUGUUACUUUGGCGAAGGCGCAGCCAGCGAGGGAGACUUCCAUGCCGCCCUCAACAUCGCAGCCACCCGCCAAGUACCCUGCAUCUUCAUCUGCCGCAACAACGGCUACGCCAUCUCCACACCCACAUCCGACCAAUACCGCGGUGACGGAAUCGCCUCCCGCGGCGCAGGCUAUGGCAUUGCUACCCUCCGCGUAGACGGCAACGACAUCUUCGCUGUCCGCCGCGCAACAGCCGAAGCACGCCGGCUGGCUCUACACGACGGCGGCCGACCUGUGCUCAUCGAAAUGAUGGCAUACCGCGUCGGCCACCACAGCACAUCAGACGACUCCUUUGCGUAUCGCCAACGCGUCGAAGUCGAGGACUGGAAACGCCGCGACAACCCCAUCACGCGACUUAGAAAGUGGCUUGAAGGCAAAGAACUGUGGGACGACGGUAAAGAGAAGGAACUUCGAAGCUCGACGAGGAAAGAGGUGCUGAGGGCGUUUGAGGAAGCGGAAAAGGAGAAGAAACCUAGUAUCAAGAAUGCGUUUGAGGGGGUGUGGGAGGAGUUGACUGAGGAGCAGAGAGGUCAUGUUGAGGAAUUGAAGGAUAUCUUGGUUAGGUAUCCGAAGGAGUACGAUCUUGGGUCAUUUGAGGGUGGAUUGAAGAGCCUGGAUGAUUUGCUUGAGAAGAAGUAG
Alternaria burnsii is the source of this 1362-nucleotide messenger RNA. Its product is annotated as 2-oxoisovalerate dehydrogenase complex alpha. Gene Ontology annotation, biological process: branched-chain amino acid catabolic process. The coding region runs from base 1 to 1362 and encodes 453 amino acids. The record is from RefSeq and is a predicted model, not a curated record. The transcript has 4 exons. Gene Ontology annotation, molecular function: oxidoreductase activity, acting on the aldehyde or oxo group of donors, disulfide as acceptor. NCBI's taxonomy places the organism in Eukaryota, Fungi, Ascomycota, Dothideomycetes, Pleosporales, Pleosporaceae.